Alternaria atra is the source of this 684-nucleotide messenger RNA. RefSeq lists its product as uncharacterized. The record is from RefSeq and is a predicted model, not a curated record. The transcript has a single exon. Bases 1 to 684 code for a protein of 227 amino acids. NCBI's taxonomy places the organism in Eukaryota, Fungi, Ascomycota, Dothideomycetes, Pleosporales, Pleosporaceae.
AUGUCUGCCGGCAACAGGAAAGAGCGACGCGCAAAGGAAUCCAAAACAAAUGCAAAUGGUGCUGGAAGCGGCUUCCAGCCCACCAACGAAAUCGAUGAAGAAGGCGUCGAGAUGAUUUUGAAGCAUCCCGACUUUUCCAAGCCAACAGGCAAGACGCUAUUCGACUUGGCUGAAGAAAGGCAGAGGGAACUAGACAAGAUAAACGGUAAACAGCGAGUUGUUAAAGUGCCAGUAACUUCCGCUUCCGCCUCGCCCGACGAUGGUCCUCCAAUCGGUCCCCUCGGGGACUCCAUCCUCUACUCCAUCUCCAUGGCAGCACUCCAUCUCACGCUCGAUGUCCUCGUAUACAGCCAAUACCGAGAGGAUAUACUCUGGAAUGAGAUCCUAUGGCGAGCACUGACAGCGUGGCCCAUAUUCUUCUUAGCAGUCUACCUCACCCACGUCGACUUCUCACACCGAUUCCCCACACUUCGAGACGCUACGUUUUUCGGAGGUUCUAUCGUGGCAGGGUGCUACUUGGUAUACGCAGGCAAUAAGCAUGGCUAUUUCCAUGUUAUGAAGUCGGCGCCUCCAAUUGGCACGCUCUGGAUCUGGAGCGUUGUGGAGAUGAGUCUGCCUUUUGCGGCCACCAGCGCGGCCGCUGUGUUUGGGUACAUAUGGUGGAAUGGAUUUGAGUUCUUUUAA